AUGGGCGUGUUUAUUGCAACUGACUCGACAUCAACUUUCUUCGGCUCCCUCCACUACCAAAUCGAUGACGAUCAAGACCAUGACCAUGACCAUGACCACAACGGCCUGAGGAGCAUCGACUCACAACGUAUUGAACUCGAGAAGUCUGCGGCAGUCAAUCCGGAAGAGAUCUCUCCUGUUGCGGGAGACGAGAAACUGGCAUUUGUCGGUGACGACGACGCGGGUCAGCCGAAUAUCGCAGAAGAGAGCGUCGCGAACUAA
Molecule: messenger RNA, 261 nt
Organism: Cladophialophora bantiana CBS 173.52
Lineage: Eukaryota; Fungi; Ascomycota; Eurotiomycetes; Chaetothyriales; Herpotrichiellaceae
Exons: 2
Coding region: 1-261 (86 amino acids)
Source: RefSeq, a predicted model, not a curated record